AGGGGAACCUGCGUCCGCUCUGGGCGGACGUCGGAAGUCCGGUACCCGGGGGCGCGCCCCGCGCCGGGUCCUCCGGAGCUGGCGGAUUGCCUCCUUUUCGGCGUCCCCUCCCUCGCAGUCCAGGCUGGGCCCCGUCCCGACAGUGUUCCCUGGUGCUCCGUGCGGCACGGGCUUUAUCAACCGGUUGAAACACCCCUGAAACCGAGGGAGUGGAGUGGAACGUGUACCCCAAUUCUUAAGGGAGGAUGGGUCGCCCUCUGGAAACACUGACAAAGAAGAUCUUAAAAGGAGUUUUAGUAGCUGAACUCAUGGGUGCUUUUGGAGCAUAUUUUUUGUUUAAUAAGAUGAACACAAGCCAAGAUUUCAGGCAAACAAUGAGUAAGAAAUUUCCUUUCAUCUUAGAAGUUUAUUACAAAUCCAUUGAACAGUCUGGAGUUUAUGGAACCAGAGAGCAAGAUCAAAAAAUAUGGUUGGAUAGCAAAAAUUAGGAUCGUCACGUUCGGCCUCCCAUUUAAGCUGUUUGAGACCUUUAAGAGAAGAAAGAUGAGUUCACCACGCUGUGGAUGCUGGACUAACAGAGCAUCCUGCCGAGCAGCAGGACCUCAGGUCGCCACAGCAUGCAGCUCCCACCCACUAGGCAAGCCCACCGCCUGUUUGUUGCUUUUCUUUUAUUGUCAAAGACUAAUAUUUUACAAAUAAAACACUGAGAAAGGAAAAGGAACAAAUGUUCUGUAAAGAUUUCCUUUCUCUUGAGUACAUUUGCUUGUGAAAGAAAAUAGUAACUAUUAAUAUCAGAAAUAAUCAGUACUAUUUAAGCACAUAAAGUUACCUUUAGCAAGCUUAUACUGUAUAAAAGUAGCAUGCGCUGCCCUAUAGAACCCAAUUUUUGUAGUAUGUAGUAUUUUUUGCUAUGGUCUAAAUCCUUUUUAAUCUUGUAUCAUCCAGAGGGGAGAUAGGAAAAAGCCAUCCCUUCCAGAUUGUAGGGUACACUGAAAAGGUCCUCCAAAAAUAUCCAUCUUCCCAUUUUAAGUGGAGGCUGUUUUAUUCUCCACCUUUGUGGCACUGGGAAUCAAACCCAGAGCCUCACUGCAUACCAAUCAGACUCUGCCACUGAACUGCAUCCCCAGACUACUGCACAAACUGCAACCGAAAACUCAAGUUACUUACU
Fukomys damarensis (Damara mole-rat) is the source of this 1168-nucleotide messenger RNA. RefSeq names its product CEBPZ opposite strand (gene Cebpzos). The coding region runs from base 246 to 488 and encodes 80 amino acids. The transcript is spliced from 5 exons. The record is from RefSeq and is a predicted model, not a curated record. Lineage: Eukaryota; Metazoa; Chordata; Mammalia; Rodentia; Bathyergidae.